Messenger RNA from Fraxinus pennsylvanica, 825 nucleotides. The record is from the annotation of a GenBank genome assembly. NCBI's taxonomy places the organism in Eukaryota, Viridiplantae, Streptophyta, Magnoliopsida, Lamiales, Oleaceae.
AUGAUCGCACACUGCCAUAGUUGUUAUGAACAAAGGGAUAUUCCCAUUGAAAAUAUAAAUGGUUGUAGAAAUGGAGAAAGUAGGCAGGAAAAAAAAGGCUGGUUCAACAACUGGAGGAAACGGGAAAAUAAACAAGAAGGGGAUAUAAAGAUUGCUCCACCAAGGAAUUCUCUAUACUCUGAAGAGAAGGUUAGUGAUUUUCUAGAGGAUUCUCCUUCUAGAAGUCUAAAUAAACCUAGAAGGCACUCAGUGGAGGUGGUUGUGAAGCGGGACGAGCAUCGGAAAGUAAAGGAAUCCAAAGCUUCUUCAUCAAUAAAUUCUGAUAGUGGAAAUCGCCUCAAGGAUGGAAGCCUUGACAAUGAGUAUAAGAAAGGGUUGAGGCCAGUUCUCUGGCUUUCUCCAGAAUUCCCACUACAAACUGAAGAGCUUCUACUGCUCGACGUUUUGGCUAACAAAGUUAAAGCUAUACGGCGAGUAAGAGAAUUACUCACUUCAAAACUUCCAAAGGGGACCUUCCCUGUCAAGGUUGCUAUUCCUGUGGUCCCCACAAUCAAAGUGUUGGUUACAUUUACAAAGUUUGAAGAAUUACAGCCAUUGGACGUGUUCUCUACCCCCCUUUCAAGUCCAACUGCUGCAGGCAGAGAGAGCCCUUCAGUGAUGAAUCCCUCAAAUUCAUCUUGGUUUCGGUGGAUAAAGUUCCCUUACCAACAACCGCGUUUUUCUACUGGCGGUUCAACCAAUAGGAUUGAAACCGUUCAACAUCCAUUUGCAAUUCCCUCCUACUAUACAUGGAUUACAGCUGAAGCAAAGAAAAAGAAAAUGUAA